CAGCAAGUAACAUAUAUCAAUAUCAGAUCAUUUUUUUUUUUUGAAUCCCGAUGCCAAAGUAUCCAAUUUGGCUUAAAACGAUGGAGAAAAUUGGUAUCGUGUCAGUUCGAGGACCUACGUUUUUGGUCAGAGCUCAAACAAGAACACCGCCUUGCCUUAGCUGCUUCAUUCAUGCCAAAGGCUGAAACCAAUCGAUCCCGUUGUUGGUUUAGGAAGGCACAGUUUGGAGUUAUGAUUCUGUCAGCACUUUUAACGUCGGUGGGAAUCAAUCUCGGGCUCUGUUUUCUGUUUUUCACUUUGUAUUCAAUAUUGAGAAAGCAGCCCGGUAACGUCGCCGUCUACGGUCCACGCCUUAUUCAACAAGGCAAAUCUCAACAGUCGAAUGCUUUCAACCUCGAGAGGCUUUUGCCUACAGCAGGUUGGGUCAAAAGAGCUUUGGAACCUACCAACGAAGAAAUCCUCUCCAAUCUUGGCUUAGAUGCUUUGGUCUUCACUCGUGUCUUUGUCUUCAGUAUACGAGUGUUUAGCUUUGCUUCUGUGGUUGGGAUCUUCAUCCUUCUUCCAGUGAAUUAUAUGGGUACCGAGAUUCAAGAGUUUUUCGACCUGCCAAAGAAGUCUCUAGAUUCCUUCAGCAUUUCCAAUGUUAACGAUGGAUCAAAAAAGCUGUGGAUCCACUUUUGUGCAAUAUACAUCUUCACGGCAGUUGUCUGCUCUCUGCUUUACUAUGAGCACAAAUACAUCUCAUCGAAGCGUAUCGCUCAUCUUUAUUCAUCCAAGCCUCAGCCACAAGAAUUCACGGUUCUGGUCAGUGGCGUCCCUCGUGUGUCUGGAAACAGUAUAAGUGAAACUGUGGAGAGUUUUUUCAGGGAGUAUCAUUCUUCCACGUAUCUUUCUCAUGUAGUGGUUCAUCGGACAGACAAGUUAAAGAUUCUCAUGAAUGAUGCUGAGAAGCUAUACAAUAAACUUACUCGAGUAAAAUCUGGAAGCAUAUCUGGCCAAAAGUCUACGCGGGAUGGGUUUUUAGGAAUUUUUGGGAAAAAAGUUGAUGUGGUUGAUCAUUACGAGAAGAAGCUCGAGAAGUUAGAAGAUGACAUGAGAUUGAAACAGUCUUUAUUAGCAGGAGAGGAAGUCCCAGCCGCUUUCGUUUCCUUUAGGACAAGACAUGGUGCUGCAAUAGCAUCAAACAUUCAGCAAGGAAUAGAUCCAACACAAUGGCUAACUGAGACAGCCCCGGACCCUCAAGAUGUUCACUGGCCAUUUUUCACCGCAUCGUUCGUGAGAAGAUGGAUCUCCAACGUGGUGGUAUUCGUGGCUUUCGUAGCUCUGUUAAUCCUAUACCUCUUGCCUGUUGUAUUGGUUCAAGGUCUCGCCAAUCUUCACCAGUUAGAAACAUGGUUCCCUUUUCUAAAAAGCGUACUGAAUAUGAAAAUUGUGAGUCAAGUGAUUACGGGAUAUCUUCCGAGUCUAAUAUUCCAGCUUUUCCUUUUUAUAGUACCACCCAUUAUGCUUCUACUUUCCUCAAUGCAAGGAUUCAUUUCUCAUAGCCAGAUCGAGAAAUCUGCAUGUAUCAAGCUUCUAAUCUUUACCGUAUGGAACAGUUUCUUUGCAAAUGUACUGUCUGGAUCUGCUUUUUAUCGCGUUAAUGUGUUCCUUGAACCUAAGAAGAUUCCCCGUGUGCUUGCUGCAGCUGUGCCAGCACAGGCAUCCUUCUUUAUAUCUUAUGUUGUGACCUCUGGGUGGACUGGUUUAUCAUCAGAGGUCUUUCGUUUGGUUCCUCUUCUCUGGAGCUUUAUGACGAAACUUUUCUGCAAGGAAGAUGACAAAGAAUUUGAGGUCCCUUCGACUCCCUUCUGCCAAGAAAUCCCAAAGAUUCUCUUUUUUGGACUUCUCGGUACAACUUACUUCUUCCUUUCGCCGUUGAUACUGCCGUUUCUGUUGGUCUACUUUUGUCUUGGAUACGUCAUCUACCGCAACCAGCUCCUAAACGUAUAUGCGGCUAAGUAUGAAACUGGUGGAAAGUUUUGGCCAAUAGUACACAGCUCCACUAUCUUCUCUCUGGUACUGAUGCACAUUAUCGCAAUCGGAUUAUUCGGGCUUAAAGAGCUUCCGUUGGCAUCUUCUUUAACAAUUCCCCUCCCGAUUCUCACCGUCCUUUUCAGCAUUUACUGCCAGAGACGUUUCUUACCGAAUUUCAAAUCGUAUCCUACCGAGACGAGGGAGACCAAAACAUGUCUGAAUUCUAUUCGAAACUCGUCGUUGCAUAUCGUGAUCCUGCGCUUUCGGCAUCGCAGUACUCACGGGACAUCUCACCUGAAGAUCUUCCGCUUCUUCAUUCAAAUCGACCCUGAGAACCCUUUUGGCUUUGAGCUUUUCAAGCUACAAGCAACGAGAAGAGCGAGAGGGGAGAGAAUUAGGGGAGAAUCUCUCAAAUUCUGGAAAAUGGAUGGAGCAGGUGGUAGAGGUGGGGUGGAAUCGAUUCUACCAAAUUACAAGCUCGGGAGAACUCUCGGUAUCGGUUCCUUUGGUAGGGUGAAGAUAGCUGAGCACGCUUUGACAGGGCAUAAAGUUGCAAUCAAGAUCCUCAAUCGUCGCAAAAUCAAGAACAUGGAGAUGGAGGAAAAAGUGAGGAGAGAGAUCAAAAUCUUGAGACUGUUUAUGCAUCCUCACAUCAUCCGUCUCUAUGAGGUCAUAGAGACUCCGACAGAUAUUUAUCUCGUCAUGGAGUAUGUGAACUCUGGUGAGCUAUUUGACUAUAUUGUAGAGAAGGGUAGAUUGCAGGAGGACGAGGCGAGGAACUUUUUUCAGCAGAUAAUAUCAGGAGUGGAGUAUUGCCAUCGGAAUAUGGUAGUUCACAGAGACCUUAAGCCUGAAAACUUGCUUUUGGACUCUAAAUGCAAUGUAAAGAUUGCUGAUUUUGGCCUGAGCAACAUCAUGCGAGAUGGUCAUUUUUUGAAGACAAGCUGUGGAAGUCCAAAUUACGCUGCACCAGAGGUCAUUUCGGGCAAAUUAUAUGCUGGCCCUGAAGUAGACGUCUGGAGCUGUGGUGUGAUACUCUACGCUCUUCUUUGUGGGACUCUUCCGUUCGAUGAUGAGAACAUUCCCAACCUUUUUAAGAAGAUAAAGGGAGGGAUAUAUACUCUACCUAGCCAUUUAUCUGCGGGUGCUAGAGAUUUGAUCCCCCGGAUGCUUGUGGUCGACCCAAUGAAACGAGUGACCAUCCCUGAGAUCCGGCAACACCCUUGGUUCCAAGCUCAUCUUCCAAGGUAUUUAGCUGUGCCUCCUCCAGAUACGGUGCAGCAGGCGAAAAAGAUUGACGAGGAGAUUCUCCAAGAGGUUAUCAAUAUGGGGUUUGAAAGGAACCAUCUCAUUGAAUCUCUCCGCAACCGGACCCAGAAUGAUGGCACUGUGACAUACUAUCUGAUACUGGACAACCGGUUCCGUGUCUCUAGUGGAUAUCUCGGGGCCGAGUUUCAAGAGACCAUGGAAGGUACGCCGCGAAUGCAUCCAGCAGAAACCGUAGCCUCACCCGUUAGCAAUAGUAGGCUUCCAGGACUGAUGGAGUAUCAAGGAGUUGGGUUGAGAUCUCAGUACCCUGCUGAGAGAAAAUGGGCUCUAGGACUUCAGUCUCGGGCUCAUCCGCGGGAGAUAAUGACAGAGGUGCUGAAAGCCCUGCAAGAUCUGAAUGUGUGUUGGAAGAAGAUAGGGCACUACAACAUGAAGUGCAGAUGGGUUCCUAACUACGCAGAUGGAAUGGUCAGUAACUCGAUGCACGACAACAACAGCUACUUUGGAGAUGAUUCCAGCAUAGUAGAGAACGACGCAGCUGUUAAGUCGCCUAAUGUUGUCAAGUUUGAAAUUCAGUUGUAUAAAACCCGGGACGACAAGUAUCUGCUGGAUCUGCAGAGGGUACAAGGUCCCCAGUUCCUGUUCUUGGAUCUCUGUGCUGCUUUUCUUGCUCAGCUCCGUGUCCUCUAAAUCAUCAAUCCGUCAAGAAUAAUAAUCCCCACUUCUUCCCUUUUUCUUCUUCGUCCAAGAAAUAUUCAGUAACCAACUUCUUUUAAUUUUUCUGUCUUCAGUUUUCUAUUUUCGUGCUCUCCUAAAAUACCUUCUUUUAACUUGAAUGUAAGACCGAGCGACUUUAGUAAAAAAGCAAGAAGCAACUUUGUACAUAACUUGUAGUUCAUUGUGCCCCCAAUAUUGAUUUUUGUUUGUUUUGUAACUACAUCAAUAGGGACAGAUAUGAAGAUUAGUCCCUCUGUAAACCAUACAGUUAUAUGUUCUUCAAAUAUUUUCUUCUUC
This is a messenger RNA of Thlaspi arvense, 4299 nucleotides long. Lineage: Eukaryota; Viridiplantae; Streptophyta; Magnoliopsida; Brassicales; Brassicaceae. The record is from the annotation of a GenBank genome assembly.